UGCUCAUCAUUUUCUAUUCUUGGAUGAUGGAAAAGUCUUCGAGUCGUGUCCUCUUCUCGUUGUUGUAUUGUUGGGUUAUUGUACUUGCACAAUCACUACAAGAGAAAGAAUCUCAUGUCAUCCAACUUACAAAAGAAAACUUUUGGUCAGUUGUACAAAAUGAAUCCUGUGUUUUUGUUGAAUUUUAUGCACCUUGGUGUUCACACUGUAACAAAAUGGUAAAAGAAUUCGAACAAGCAGCUGAGAAACUAAAAGAUAAAGCAGUAUUUGCUCAAGUAGAUUGUACUCAAGAAAAGGAACUAGCAGACGAACUCAAUAUUGAAGGUUAUCCAACUUUGAAAUUGUUUACUCAUGGCCAGUUUGAAAAGGAUUAUUUUGGGAAAAGAAAGGCCAACGAUAUGAUUUCUUUUGUGAGAGGAAGCAUAACUUCACCUUGGAAGGUAAUAGAAAAUGAGUCGGAAGCGUUGCAACUGGAGAUAAAGUCACGAAACAAAGACUCAGGUUGUCUUCUUAUCGCCUAUUCCAAAGAAGAAGUGGAUCAAAAGAAGUUCCUUGGCCUACUGGAUAAAGUAUCCAAACCCAUUUCCGUUGCUGUAGAUGGCUUGAAUAUGUUUUAUUUGACAACCAAUGCAACUCUGUGGAAAGCUAUUUGUAGUUUUUAUCAUGUAAAAGAUAACAUGAAUGAUAAUGCUAUUCUUUCUGUUCGUCAUUAUCCUGAUGCGAUUGGUGGACCUCCUUUAGUAAGCAUUCAGAAAUGGACCCAUGAUAAUAAUAGGGAAGAGGAGGAGAUGGGUCGUUUUGUUCGAGGCAGUGUAUUUCCUCCUCUUAGUUAUUUGAACACUACAACCGUUCAUCAGUUCAAAGCAACCAAGUUACCCAUUUUGGUUGCAUUUAUUAAGAAUGUAUCACAAAUGGAUUCGCAACUAUUUCAAGUACUUGAUAGUAUAAGUAAGGACAUGUUAGGUUAUGUGAAUGUUGUUUUGGGAGAUUGGAAGUCACUUGGAAGUCUUAGAAGACAACUCUCUGUGAAUGAUAAUGAAAGCGAUGUGAGUGCCAUUGUGAUGCACAUAUUUGAGAAAAAUAAGAAUUUUGUAUUUCCGAGAAAGUCAACUGCACCCAAAGUGAAAGCAUUGAAAAGAUGGGUUCAAGGCGUAUUGGAUGGAACAAUAGAAGAGUUUAGAAGAUCGGAAAAGCCUCCGAUGCCUAAUAAAGGUGUACCUAAAAUAGUAGUUGGAGAGACUUGGCAUUCUAUCGUAGAUGACUCGAACAAAGACGUUUUCAUUUUACAAUUUGCUCAUUGGUUAGACAAGAGUCGAGAAGCGGAAGUCAUCGUGGAAGAGAUUGCAAAGGAACUCAUUUCCUAUUCCGAUAAGUUGACUGUGGCAAAGAUGAAUGCCGUGGAUAACGAUGCUCCAAGUCCCUAUUUUGCUAAGAAAUAUCCAACGAUGCAUUAUUUCCCUGCAGGUUCUCCUAAAGUUGGUAUUCCUUUUGAAUCUCCCAUUACUCGGGAAAAUAUAAUGCAAUUUAUCAAGCAACAUGCAACCUUUCCUUUACAACAUAUCCAAAAAGAGGAACUUUAAUAAACUUGAUUGUGUCAAAGGUGUGU
Galdieria sulphuraria is the source of this 1606-nucleotide messenger RNA. RefSeq names its product protein disulfide isomerase. The coding region runs from base 24 to 1580 and encodes 518 amino acids. Gene Ontology annotation, biological process: response to endoplasmic reticulum stress; protein folding. Gene Ontology annotation, cellular component: endoplasmic reticulum. The transcript is spliced from 3 exons. Gene Ontology annotation, molecular function: protein disulfide isomerase activity. The record is from RefSeq and is a predicted model, not a curated record. NCBI's taxonomy places the organism in Eukaryota, Rhodophyta, Bangiophyceae, Galdieriales, Galdieriaceae.